UUCAGGCACAGAUGAGAGACAGAAGCCAGACAGAACAAUCCAAAUUUCAUACUUGUUGGUCGUCACCCAUCAGCAAGGAAAGAAAUGAAGACGGUUGUCCUCUUUGUGUUCUGUGCCCUGGCAUAUGUGUCUCUCUCUACAGGAGAUCCCUCUACCUCUACGGCUUCCAAGCCAGCUAGUGAGAAGAGAGUGGGUAUGUUUGUCAAGAAGGACCUGGCCUCCACUCUGGUGAGACAGAAAAGAGCUACUCCCCCUGCAGACUUGUCCCUGAUUCAGCUAGAGAGUCUGAGGGAGGUGUGUGAGCUGAACUACUGGUGUGAGAACUUGAUGGACACAGCUGGUAUCAUUGCUGCCUACACCGAAUACUACGGACAAAUCCCCUACUAAAUGUCUACACACUUCACCAACCAAUGUCCAUUCCGCAGAGCUUUCAGACAGCAGUCAUUGCAAUGUUUUGACAAAUCAGAGUAUAAAGUGAACUUGGUGUCAGAGUGAGAGAGCAAGAGAGAUGUAGGACACAUAAAGGUUACCAAGAGAACUAUUUAUGCAAUUGGAUAAAUGUCUGCAGUUCAGUAUGGUCAAUAAAUGUAUC
This is a messenger RNA of Esox lucius (northern pike), 592 nucleotides long. RefSeq names its product bone gamma-carboxyglutamate (gla) protein (gene bglap). Gene Ontology annotation, cellular component: extracellular region. Gene Ontology annotation, biological process: regulation of cellular response to insulin stimulus; response to vitamin K; bone development. The transcript is spliced from 4 exons. Gene Ontology annotation, molecular function: hydroxyapatite binding; structural constituent of bone; calcium ion binding. The record is from RefSeq and is a predicted model, not a curated record. The coding region runs from base 85 to 387 and encodes 100 amino acids. NCBI's taxonomy places the organism in Eukaryota, Metazoa, Chordata, Actinopteri, Esociformes, Esocidae.